Lichtheimia ornata is the source of this 693-nucleotide messenger RNA. RefSeq lists its product as uncharacterized. Gene Ontology annotation, biological process: Golgi to vacuole transport; vesicle fusion with Golgi apparatus; macroautophagy. Gene Ontology annotation, molecular function: SNAP receptor activity; SNARE binding. Gene Ontology annotation, cellular component: endoplasmic reticulum membrane; SNARE complex; Golgi apparatus. Lineage: Eukaryota; Fungi; Mucoromycota; Mucoromycetes; Mucorales; Lichtheimiaceae. The transcript has 6 exons. The coding region runs from base 1 to 693 and encodes 230 amino acids. The record is from RefSeq and is a predicted model, not a curated record.
AUGGCUUCACCAGCAGGCGGCUCAGACCUUUUUGCGAGCUACGAACAAGAUUUCCAAACCGUAGGCGAUGGCAUUCGUAACAAGAUUGACCAGCAAAUCCCCAGCCAAUCAGGAGAGCAACGUAAAGCAACGGUUCGAGCUGUAGAACGUGAACUGGACGAAGUUGAUGAAAUUCUUGGACAAAUGGAAAUGGAGAUCCUCAAUAUCCCUGCACCUUCUCGUACACGUCUUCAAGCAAAGCUUCGAUUAUACAAGUCCGAGGCUGAAAAGAUGAAACGCGAUCUCCGACGUGCCAAUGCAGUAGCCCCUCGCUCUUCCGAUCGUGAUGAAUUGUUUGGUGAUAUGCUUUCCAGUCAAAGUGAUCUCGACGCAUCUACCAUGGACCAACGUCAACGAUUGUUGAGUGGCACUGAACGAUUGGGUGAAUCAAGCAGGAGGUUGGAAGAUAGCCAUCGUUUGGCAUUGGAGACUGAAGGUAUUGGUGUCAAUAUUUUGAGCACACUCAAGGGACAACGUGAGACCAUGUUGCGUGCUAGAGAUACGCUGGCUGAAGCCGAUUCAUACAUUGACAAGGCAUCCAAGACACUUAAGGGCAUGGCUCGUCGCAUGGCGACAAACAAGAUGAUUACAGCUGCUAUCAUUUUGAUUCUAGUUGCUUUGAUUGUGCUUGUCAUUUGGACAAAGUUGUUCUAA